UUUCGGCAGCCGUGACUAUUUAUACCCUUAGUUUGCAAAGCUUUCUCACACGCGUUUGCAGCGUCGAGGAGAGAUCGCUGACUUUUCUUCUCUGCGGGACGUGUGGAUUACCGUACUGGAAAUCAUCUUUCGUCCAGCUUCCAGCAGCGCCCCUUUGGCUACAGAGAGUAGGAUCGUCUGCCUAAAACCCUGAGAAAAAACUAGACUCUGCUGGAUUGCUUCACAGUGACUGCCUCUUGCACAAUGGGCAACCUGCAGAAUAAGAUGGAGAGGACAAACGAAAGGAACUGGUUGGGACCACAGUUCAGCAUAAAAGAGGCACGGAGUGGUUCCCAAAACCCUAUGGAAGAAUCUCCACUGGAGCCUUCCCAAGAGGAUCUUUUUGAGUUGGAUGAUGAGAAUUUCGUUCUGGCAUUGGAGAGCAGCAUGGAGGAAAAGAAGGAACCGUCCAGUUCUGACGUGCUGAACUUGCCACUUCCAGCGCAAGCAGAAGCACAUUGUGUCCAAGUUCCCCUGAACAGCACCCCAGGCGAGGUCCCAAAGCUGCGUAGAAGCAGGCGCCUCCUAAGACAGUCCUCCUCCACGUCCCUUGAGCCAGAGGACACGACCACUAUGGAGCCACCAGCAAAAAGGCAGAGGAUCUCUUUCGUGUGGAGAUACUUCACGACAACAAGCAAAUUUGUGGUCCAGUGCCGUGUCUGCCAUAGGGCCGUUCGCCUUGGGAGGCCUGAUGGUUGCCAACUGGUGGGAACCACUGCAAUGCACAGUCACAUGAUGAGAAAGCACAGGGACGUCCUUGAGAAGGCGUCAGAAAGUGGCAAGACUGCAUCUUCCAGGCCUCGAACCCGGUCUGUCUCGGGUACUUUGGGAUCUCACUCCACUCUUAACAAGCCAGCAGGAAGUGGCCAGAUGAUACCCUCCAGGCCUCACACUCGGUCCAUGUCAGGCAGUUCUCGAUUGCAGUCCACUCCGCUGACCUGUGUGGCAUGCCAGCCAAUGGAAUGCACUUUGCUAGAGAGCAACAGCAGCCAAGAUUUUGAGUCCAGAGAUGGCAACGCUGUGCUGGAGGACUGUGCAAAGGAAAGGGCACUACCAGGUCUCAAGGAAGGAGGAGCCUCUGGCUUCAAAAGGCCCCAAAAGAACCCACUUCAAAAGGUUGCCGCCAACAUGGAACCAUCAGUCCAUCGUGGGAAAACGUCUUUUGUGUGGAAACUCUUCGCCAAGGAUGCCAAUAGCAAAUUUGCGGCCCAUUGCAGUCAAACUGUUAGUCUUGGGAAGCCCAGCGGCUGCCAGCAGGUGGGAACCACCACAAUGCACAGUCACCUCAUGAAAUGGCACAGAGAUGUGGCUGACAAGGCCAAAAGAAGCAGCAAUACAACACGCUCCUUCCCUCCUAGGCAGAAAGAAAAGGCAAAUGACCGGCUCUGUGGAGGAAAGAUGGAAGAGCUAGACUUAGUGGCAACUGACGCAGGGGAAAGAGCAGGGGUAGCUCCUCACUUCGUCCAGCCGAGGGGCAGUGUGACAGCCUCAAAGAGAACCGCACAGGAGAUCCUGGGUGAGGAGGACGUCCUCGGCUCAGACGCUCGGCGCCAACGUUUCAGGCAUUUCCGCUACCAGGAGGCCGAGGGGCCCCGAGAGGUUUGCAGCCAAUUCCACCGCCUUUGCCAACAGUGGCUGAAGCCGAAGAGACGCACCAAGGCUCAGAUGCUGGACCUGGUGAUCCUGGAGCAGUUCCUGGCUGCCCUCCCCCCGGAGAUGCAGAGCUGGGUCAAAGAUUGUGGGCCGGAGACCAGCGCCGAAGCAGUGGCCCUGGCUGAAGGUUUUCUCAUGAGCCAAGCAGAAGACCAGAAGGAGGCUGAGGUGCAGGAGAUGUCAUCCAAAACAACCUCACGUUUCAUGGAGGCAGAGAACACCCUGCCAGAUGCCACCGAGAGGCCGCUGUUCAGGGAGAUCAAGCAGGAGGCUGACAUGGGCACCACCUUUCUGGGAUGUCAAACAACGUUUGGAGACAGCAGGAUGGCCCCAGAGGUUCCUUCUAGGCCUCCUCCUCUUUGUGGUGGACUGGAAAUGGCUUCUGCUCAGUUGGAACAGGCUCCCGUGUCCCUUGAGGAGGUGGUGGUGCAUUUCAAAGAGGACGAAUGGGCUCUGCUGGAUCCGGACCAGAGAGCGCUGCACAAAGAAGUCAUGGAGGAGAAUUAUGCGAGUCUGGUAUUUCUAGGACUACCAGUUUCCAAAUCUGACGUCGCUUUGCAGAAAGAAUGGGAAAAUGCAUUCCUUGAGGGCUCUGAAGAAGAAGAGACAUUAGCAGGUGAUGGGAGUGAUAGUGAUGAAGAAAACAGUCCUCAAAGAAAGAAAACUGAACAAAAGCAGAAGAAGCGCUUGACUUCUGCAGGGGCUGGCUUCUGUGAAGUUCCAAUACUGGCAGAACGUCAUGCAGGAAACAAAAGGAAUAUUGAGAAUGGAGAGAGACUGUUGAUGUGCUCAGAGUGUGGAAAGGGUUUCAUUGGCUGGAUGAACCUUACUAAACAUCAGAGAAUCCACAUGGGAGAAAAACCACAUGAAUAUUCAGAGAACAGGAAGCCAUUCUCUCGCAGCUCAGACCAGAGAUUCCAUGUUGGCACAAAGCCCUAUAAAUGCUCAGAGUGUGGAAAGAGCUUUGUUCAGAGCACGUACCUGAGAGUGCAUAAAAGAAUUCACACAGGGGAGAAGCCGUACAAAUGCUUCGAGUGCGGAAAGAGCUUCAGCUGGAGUGGAAACCUGAACAGGCACCACAGAAUCCACACAGGGGAGAAGCCGUAUCAAUGUUCCCAGUGUGAGAAGAGUUUCCGUCACGGAUCAAGUCUUAAACUUCACCAGAGAAUUCACGGAGGUGAACGCACUUUAUAAACAUCGAGGUUUUUGUGGAAUACAUACGUUAAUUCGCAUUACAAAACUUGCACUUGGGAGAAACUCAACGGCUAAGAGCAGGCAUAGGCAAACUCGGCCCUCCAGCUGUUUUGGGACUACACAUCCCAUCAUCCCUGACCACUGGUCCUGUUAACUAGGGAUGAUGGGAGUUGUAGUUCCAAAAUACCUGGGGGGGCCAAGUUUGCCUAUGCCUGGAUAGUGGAGUGUGGAUAUUCUGGUAUCCCUUCAGGAGAAAGCACAUGAAUAAUUACAGCAACCUUCACAAUCUGGUGCCCUCCAAAUGUUUUGGACUACAAUUCUCAUCGGCCGCGUGCAUCACAGCCACCGGGUUCUCCCAAAGAACAUGAGUGGUGUUUUGUAUUUUGUAGCAAAAAUCCACCUUCCCACCAAAAUACAGAACAACCACAUAGGAUUUGCACCAGCCUGGAGCUACGAUACUUUUGAAUAUUCAUUUAUCACUGCCCCGUUGUGUUUGAAAGGAACUAUUGGACAGCACUUUGAUUGACUUGUUUAUUUCUAGAGUUUAUUUCAUUAUGACUUACUGGCAUUGCAUUGCAGUAGGAUGUGAGGUUUUUCAUCGUUUCUGCAGCUCCUGGGCUGCCUCAUGUGUAGCAGUGCAGAAAGGCGAGUGUACUAAACCACAAAUGCAACACAUUGAGCUAUUUCUACUUAGUUUUGUACACAGCACACACAUUUUGAUAAAUAAUGACCUUUUGCAUUGCCUUGGCGACAUUUGAAAAUAUGUCUUAGAGAUGCCAGUUUUGUGCGGAUGCCUUUUGGAUAUCUAGACUGGAUUUGAACACAUCAGAGUUUCAGUUAAACGUGUUGUAAAUUUAAACAGGGAAAUCCGGGAGGGAAAGAUGGGACUCCACAGCGCCAUCUGGUGGCACAGUGUUAUAUUGCAUGCACAACACUUUAUCAGACUAGCAGAGUCCUUAAUGUGAUGAGCACUAUGUAUAUAAUGUGUUGUAUGUAUUCUUAUUUUGUUACUAUUUGUAUUUGUUAUAUAAGGUUAUUUUUAUCUGUUGAAUUUGCAAAUAAACGUUUUUUUUAAAUGAAACAAAA
Molecule: messenger RNA, 3972 nt
Organism: Podarcis raffonei (Aeolian wall lizard)
Lineage: Eukaryota; Metazoa; Chordata; Lepidosauria; Squamata; Lacertidae
Product: zinc finger protein with KRAB and SCAN domains 1-like
Exons: 7
Coding region: 244-2886 (880 amino acids)
Biological process (GO): regulation of transcription by RNA polymerase II
Molecular function (GO): RNA polymerase II cis-regulatory region sequence-specific DNA binding; DNA-binding transcription factor activity, RNA polymerase II-specific
Source: RefSeq, a predicted model, not a curated record